Molecule: messenger RNA, 1884 nt
Organism: Penicillium manginii
Lineage: Eukaryota; Fungi; Ascomycota; Eurotiomycetes; Eurotiales; Aspergillaceae
Product: fungal specific transcription factor domain-containing protein
Exons: 5
Coding region: 1-1884 (627 amino acids)
Biological process (GO): DNA-templated transcription
Cellular component (GO): nucleus
Molecular function (GO): zinc ion binding; DNA binding
Source: RefSeq, a predicted model, not a curated record
AUGGACAAAAUGGAACUCGAUAUGUCGACCCGACUCACUGGCAAGCAGUCUUGCACCAGAGAGUACCUCCAGUUAACUGAAGACACGUCACCAGAGGAAGAAGAAGACGAAAACCAUUGUCUUCCAGAAAUCUCCGGACCGGUACUUUUAUUUGGAAAUGCAAUCUCAACUUCAAAGGAUGAUCUACUCGAUGCACUUCCUCCGAGGACUGUGGCUGAUCGACUGGUAUCCUCUUAUUUGAACUCGAAAGAGGCUACCCUCGUGAUCACUCAUAUACCCACAUUUACCAAAGAAUACGCGGAGUUCUGGAAGAACCCACCAGCGGCAUCCAUCAAUUGGCUCGCAUAUAUUUUUAGCAUUCUCUGUGCGGGCACGGGAUUGCAACUUUUUUCUACGGCGGGUCGAGUCGAUGGUGACCUCUCAGAAACAUUUGCUGAAUACCACCGAAUCGCGUCACAAUGCUUGACUAUGUCAAAUUACACAUCACCUGGACGAUACAAAAUGGAAGCUGUCAUUUUGAACGUUGCUAUGGAGAUCCUGAGAAGCACUGACAACCAUGUUGGCCCCUCUGUUCUCCUCGGUUUGGCAAAUCGACUGGCAAUGCAUAGUGGCUAUCACAGAGAUUCCAAACAUUAUCGUGAGAUAUCAGUUUUUGAUGGUGAAAUGCGCCGUCGUGUUUGGAUGUCCUUUCGCCUUCUUGAUCAUUACAUCUCCCUUCAAGCUGGCCUCCCGCCUUCAACAACACAAUCCCAAACUGAUACCGAAGAGCCUCGAAAUCUGGUUGAUGAAGACCUAGAUCCAGCGAUGACAACUCUUUCUCCAUCUAGACCUUCCACAGAGAUAACACCAAUGCUGUUUCCAAACACUUUGAAUCGACUAAUGUUCAUGGAUGCGGAAAUCAUGAGCGAGGUCUGCUCAGUGAAAGGAGUUCCCUACAAGGAAGUCUUACAGCUCGAUACUAAAUUGAAAGCGCUCCACGCAAUGACUCCACCCCCGCUGAGAUACCGCACAAUAAGUGAAUCAAUUGCAGAUUCGCCUAAUACAAUCAUGGACCGCUAUAAUAUCGACUUGAUAUAUCAGAAGUGCCGAUGUGAUCUGCACCGCAGAUACUUGGCCCAGCAUCGCAUGGAUCCUGCAUUCGCAUAUUCCCGGAAGGAGUGCUUGGAUGCUGCUAGGGCCGUGCUACAGCACCAGUCCGACAUUUUCGAGUCUAGCUCCGUGUCCUCAUUCUUCUUCUCACCGAUCGUCGCCACACACUUCCGCUCCGCUGCGAUGAUCGUUUCUUUGGAGAUAUCAUGCCAGUCUCGGUAUGAUUUGAAACAAAACCUGUCACCCAGUGACCGACAGAUAAUUAUCAAUGAGCGGCAUCAGCUCUCGCAAGAGAUCGAGAGAGCCUUUAAUAUCUGGAAUCAGCUGCGCCAACAAUCGAAGGAAGCGUCAAAGAUGGCUCAAGCGCUCAGUAUCAUGCUCAAGGUUACAAAUACCCAUCUACAGCAUGGAGAUACCCCAGAGCAAGUAGUCUUGUUCAGUCCCAACGCGGAAAUCCAAGAUGGUGAGUUUUUCCCAAUCGAGUCACACUUGUCCCCCCAAUCCCCCCCAGCCCCUUCAGUCAUACCCACGCCGCAGUCCCAAGAGUCUCAGUUAUAUGGUCAAAAUGAAUAUAGCCCAUUAGACGUCGAUUUGAUGGAUGCUACUUUCUACCUCGGCCAAGACCAAGACCCUACUUCACAACCUUCUGGUGGGUUUUUUGCGGGCUCUGCAGGCAUAGUGGACUUCUAUGACCGGUAUUGGGAUAAUUUAAUGCUGCUCGGUGAUGAGCAACCUCUCAUUGAUAUUCAGCAGAGCGGAAGUAACCAGCCCGGUCUUGAAGGAGGUUCUUUCUAG